Molecule: messenger RNA, 1453 nt
Organism: Mus caroli (Ryukyu mouse)
Lineage: Eukaryota; Metazoa; Chordata; Mammalia; Rodentia; Muridae
Gene: Etv2
Product: ETS variant transcription factor 2
Biological process (GO): regulation of transcription by RNA polymerase II; cell differentiation
Cellular component (GO): nucleus
Molecular function (GO): sequence-specific DNA binding; DNA-binding transcription factor activity, RNA polymerase II-specific
Source: RefSeq, a predicted model, not a curated record
CAGAGCUGCCCAGCUGACCCCAGACCCUCCUCCCCCACCACUUUUCAUGUCUCACCACCAAAUCCUCAAGACGGGGAACCUGUCCAAGCCCAUCACCCCAUCCCCACUACCCCGUAAGCAUCCCUUAGACCUCAGCACCCCAAUUCCUGCCCUGCCCCUGUUCCCCAAGUUCUUUUCCAAGCCCAAUUCGUCCCCGAAAAGGGACCGUUCCAGGGACCCGUGCGCAUCCUAAAGCAGGGGGUGCAGCUUGACCACGCCCCCAUCCCUGCAACUUGACCCAGGCUGCGACCCCCAGCUCUGACGUCUCGGAAAAUUCCCCCUCCCCUAUCAGGCCCCCCGGGAAGGGUGCAUGGUAUGAAAUGGGGCUGAAACCCCCCUGGCUAGGAGAGAAGGAACCUGCCAGAGAACCGUCAGAACAAGCGUCCAUGGACCUGUGGAACUGGGAUGAGGCGUCACUGCAGGAAGUGCCUCCUGGGGACAAGCUGACAGGACUGGGAGCGGAAUUUGGUUUCUAUUUCCCUGAAGUGGCCCUACAAGAGGACACACCAAUCACACCAAUGAACAUAGAAGGCUGCUGGAAAGGGUUCCCAGAGCUGGACUGGAACCCCGCUUUACCUCACGAAGAAGUACCUUUCCAGGCAGAGCCCGUUGCUCACCCCCUUCCGUGGUCGCGAGACUGGACAGACCUGGGGUGCAACACCUCGGACCCGUGGAGCUGUGCUUCACAGACGCCAGGACCUGCCCCCACUGGCACGAGCCCCUCCCCCUUCGUCGGCUUUGAAGGGGCGACCGGUCAGAAUCCUGCCACCUCGGCAGGAGGGGUCCCCUCGUGGUCGCACCCUCCGGCUGCCUGGAGCACUACCAGCUGGGACUGUUCUGUGGGCCCCAGUGGCGCCACCUACUGGGACAAUGGCCUGGGCGGGGAAGUGCAUGAGGACUAUAAAAUGUCAUGGGGCGGGUCUGCCGGUUCGGACUACACCACCACGUGGAAUACUGGGCUGCAGGACUGCAGCAUCCCUUUCGAGGGGCACCAGAGUCCAGCAUUCACCACGCCCUCCAAAUCGAACAAGCAGUCUGAUAGAGCCACAUUGACUCGCUACUCCAAAACUAACCACCGAGGUCCCAUUCAGCUGUGGCAAUUCCUCCUGGAGCUGCUCCACGACGGGGCGCGCAGCAGCUGCAUCCGCUGGACGGGCAAUAGCCGCGAGUUCCAGCUGUGCGACCCCAAAGAGGUGGCCCGGCUGUGGGGCGAGCGCAAGAGGAAGCCGGGAAUGAAUUAUGAGAAACUGAGUCGAGGUCUACGUUAUUAUUACCGCCGCGACAUCGUGCUCAAGAGUGGUGGGCGCAAGUACACAUACCGCUUCGGGGGACGUGUGCCUGUCCUAGCCUAUCAGGAUGAUAUGGGGCAUCUGCCAGGUGCAGAAGGCCAAUAAAACAAAAAACAAAAGCAACC